Nothoprocta perdicaria is the source of this 7265-nucleotide messenger RNA. RefSeq names its product collagen type V alpha 1 chain (gene COL5A1). The transcript has 66 exons. The coding region runs from base 99 to 5603 and encodes 1834 amino acids. NCBI's taxonomy places the organism in Eukaryota, Metazoa, Chordata, Aves, Tinamiformes, Tinamidae. Gene Ontology annotation, molecular function: extracellular matrix structural constituent. The record is from RefSeq and is a predicted model, not a curated record.
UUCCCUCCUUUUUCUCAGAUUUUUAAUUUUUUAAAUUUUGAUUUUUCCCUCGGCGCUUGCCGAGUUGUCCCGAGCUGGUGCCCCUCUUUCCCCGGAGCAUGGAUACGCACACGCGGUGGAAAAGGCGAAGCUGGAUACGGAGCUGGCCCGCGCUGCUCGUGCUGGGCGCCGCGGCCCUGCGCGCUGCAGCUGAGCCUGCAGAUCUCUUGAAGGUAUUAGAUUUUCACAAUUUACCUGACGGUAUCACAAAAACAACAGGGUUUUGCACAAGCAGAAGAUCUUCAAAAGAAGCAGAUGUUGCUUAUCGAGUAACAAAAGAUGCUCAGCUUAGUGCACCAACAAAGCAGCUGUAUCCUGCUUCCCCAUUCCCAGAGGACUUCUCCAUUUUAACCACUGUAAAAGCAAAGAAAGGAGGUCAGUCCUUCUUGAUCUCAAUUUACAAUGAGCAAGGGAUCCAGCAAAUUGGUGUGGAGAUGGGUAGAUCUCCUGUAUUCCUGUAUGAAGACCAUACAGGAAAGCCAGGCCCAGAAGACUAUCCUCUCUUUAGAGGCAUUAACCUAGCAGAUGGCAAGUGGCACAGAGUAGCCAUCAGUGUGCAAAAGAAAAACGUCACCUUAAUUUUGGACUGUAAAAAGAAGAUAACCAAAUUCUUGGACCGAAGCGACCACCCCAUCAUUGACGUCAAUGGCAUCAUUGUGUUUGGGACAAGGAUACUGGAUGAGGAAGUCUUCGAGGGCGACAUCCAGCAGCUCCUGAUCGUGGCGGACCCCAGGGCGGCACACGACUACUGCGAGCACUACAGCCCCGACUGCGACACYGCCGUGCCCGACUCGCCCCAGUCCCAGGACCCCAACCAGGACGAAUACUACACAGAUGGGGAGGGAGAAAGUGACACUUACUACUACGAGUACCCCUACUACGAGGAUGUGGAUGAAGCUGUCAAGCCAGAAGCACCCACCACCAAACCCGGCCCUGCAGAGGCGGCCGCGGGAGAGGGACCCGAGACCAAAGAGGACUACCCUGCGCCCACGCAGUCACCUGAUGGAGAAGCCCCCGGCAAGGAGACGAAGAAGGAGCGCGAGGUGGACGACCCCAUCGUGGACGAGUACAACUACGAGACCAUCAACGAGGAGUAUUUCACCCCUCCGCCUUACGAGGACAUCAACUACAACGAGGAGCUGGAUCCGCAGGGCGGCCUUACGGAAAACGCGGUUGAAGCGGAGCUCCCCACUAGCACCGUCGUCACCUACAAUGACACCGAGGCUGGUCAAGGAGGAGAGGACCUGGAUAAAGAUUUCACCGAAGAGACCAUAAAAGAAUAUGAUGGGAAUUACUAUGACAGCUAUUAUGACCGGACGGUCUCCCCUGAUAUUGGGCCAGGAAUGCCUGCCAACCAGGACACCAUCUACGAAGGGAUUGGUGGCCCACGGGGUGAGAAGGGGCAGAAAGGCGAGCCUGCAAUUAUCGAACCGGGCAUGCUGGUUGAAGGUCCACCCGGGCCUGAAGGGCCAGCGGGCAUGCCAGGACCGCCAGGACCAACUGGACCUGUGGGCCAAAUGGGUGACCCUGGGGAGAGAGGACCACCUGGCCGCCCAGGUCUUCCAGGAGCAGAUGGUUUACCCGGACCGCCAGGGACAAUGCUUAUGUUGCCUUUCCGCUUCAGCGGUGGAGGAGAUGCUGGCUCCAAAGGACCUCUCGUGUCGGCGCAGGAGGCCCAAGCCCAAGCCAUCCUGCAGCAGGCGAGGCUGGCGCUGAGAGGACCGGCCGGCCCCAUGGGCCUGACAGGACGGCCAGGCCCCGUGGGACCGCCGGGCAGCGGAGGACUGAAGGGUGAAGCAGGAGAGAUGGGACCGCAGGGUCCACGAGGCAUCCAAGGCCCUCCAGGUCCUGCAGGAAAACCAGGCCGCAGGGGACGCGCUGGCAGUGAUGGUGCCAGGGGAAUGCCAGGCCAGACAGGCCCAAAGGGUGACCGAGGGUUUGAUGGCUUGGCUGGUUUGCCUGGCGAGAAGGGCAAUAGGGGAGAGCCUGGUCCCCACGGCCCCCCAGGAGCGCCCGGAGAGGACGGCGAGAGGGGAGAUGAUGGAGAAGUUGGACCUCGAGGGCUGCCUGGUGAACCUGGACCUCGAGGACUGCUGGGACCCAAGGGACCACCGGGUCCUCCAGGGCCACCGGGUGUGGCUGGUAUGGAUGGACAAACCGGUCCCAAGGGGAAUGUGGGUCCUCAAGGUGAACCGGGUCCUCCAGGACAACAGGGUAAUCCAGGUGCUCAGGGUCUUCCAGGUCCACAAGGCCCAAUCGGUCCCCCAGGAGAGAAAGGGCCGCUGGGCAAACCUGGUCUUCCUGGCAUGCCUGGUGCUGAUGGUCCUCCGGGUCAUCCUGGCAAGGAAGGUCCCCCUGGAGAGAAGGGCAGUCAGGGUCCACCAGGUCCUCAGGGCCCCAUAGGAUACCCAGGACCACGCGGAGUCAAGGGAGCAGAUGGUGUUCGUGGAUUGAAAGGUACCAAAGGUGAAAAGGGUGAAGAUGGUUUCCCUGGCUUCAAAGGUGAUAUGGGCAUCAAGGGAGACCGGGGUGAAAUUGGUCCUCCUGGCCCCAGAGGUGAGGAUGGUCCUGAAGGCCCCAAAGGUCGCUCUGGUCCCAAUGGAGAUCCCGGUCCUCUUGGUCCUGCUGGAGAAAAGGGAAAACUUGGCGUUCCAGGAUUACCAGGGUACCCUGGAAGACAAGGACCAAAGGGUUCGAUCGGGUUCCCAGGAUUUCCAGGAGCCAACGGAGAGAAGGGUGCACGGGGGACACCUGGCAAACCAGGUCCAAGGGGGCAGCGCGGUCCAACGGGUCCACGUGGCGAAAGAGGCCCUAGGGGCAGCACUGGGAAACCCGGCCCGAAGGGCAACUCUGGUGGUGACGGCCCCCCUGGUCCUCCUGGCGAAAGGGGACCACCAGGGCCUCAAGGACCAACUGGAUUUCCGGGACCAAAAGGCCCCCCUGGUCCUCCUGGAAAGGAUGGAUUGCCUGGUCACCCCGGACAGCGAGGAGAAACUGGCUUCCAAGGCAAGACUGGCCCUCCAGGCCCUCCUGGUGUCGUAGGCCCUCAGGGUCCGACUGGUGAGACUGGCCCAAUGGGUGAGCGGGGACAUCCAGGCCCUCCCGGUCCCCCUGGUGAACAGGGUCUUCCUGGUCUCACUGGAAAGGAAGGGACCAAGGGUGACCCUGGCCCCGCUGGUCUCCCGGGAAAGGAUGGUCCACCUGGCUUGCGAGGCUUCCCUGGAGAGAGGGGCCUCCCUGGCCCCAUUGGUGCUCCGGGACUGAAAGGCAACGAAGGUCCUCCAGGCCCCCCAGGUCCAGCAGGCUCUCCUGGUGAGCGAGGUCCUGCGGGUUCAGCCGGCCCGAUAGGACUUCCAGGACGCCCUGGUCCCCAGGGACCUCCAGGACCGGCUGGUGAAAAGGGAGCCCCAGGUGAGAAAGGUCCGCAAGGACCAGCUGGUCGGGAUGGCAUCCAGGGCCCUGUUGGUCUCCCAGGGCCAGCAGGUCCUGUUGGGCCACCUGGAGAAGAUGGAGACAAGGGUGAGAUUGGAGAACCUGGUCAGAAGGGCAGCAAGGGYGACAAAGGAGAACAGGGUCCACCAGGUCCUACAGGACCACAGGGUCCAAUCGGUCAACCAGGCCCAGCGGGUGCUGAUGGAGAGCCGGGUCCCAGAGGACAGCAAGGCCUCUUUGGUCAGAAAGGUGAUGAAGGACCCCGAGGUUUCCCUGGUCCCCCCGGCCCAGUAGGCUUGCAGGGCUUGCCUGGACCACCUGGUGAGAAGGGAGAAACAGGCGAUGUUGGGCAAAUGGGCCCACCAGGCCCACCUGGACCCAGAGGUCCAUCUGGACCACCAGGAGCAGAUGGUCCACAAGGUCCUCCUGGGGGAAUAGGAAAUCCUGGCGCAGUAGGAGAGAAGGGUGAACCUGGGGAAUCCGGCGAGCCGGGUCUUCCUGGGGAAGUGGGCCUCCCGGGUCCUAAAGGUGAAAGAGGUGAAAAAGGUGAAGCGGGUCCCUCGGGUGCUGCUGGGCCACCAGGCCCUAAAGGUCCCCCAGGUGACGACGGUCCCAAGGGCAGCCCCGGUCCAGUUGGCUUCCCUGGUGACCCUGGUCCUCCUGGAGAACCUGGUCCAGCUGGUCAAGAUGGUCCCCCUGGYGACAAAGGCGAUGAUGGCGAGCCUGGGCAGACUGGUUCCCCUGGUCCCACAGGAGAGCCGGGCCCCUCCGGACCACCAGGAAAAAGGGGUCCCCCUGGUCCAGCUGGUCCUGAAGGAAGACAAGGAGAGAAAGGAGCCAAGGGUGAAGCUGGUUUGGAAGGACCUCCCGGGAAGACUGGUCCAAUUGGACCCCAAGGUGCUCCAGGGAAACCCGGCCCUGAUGGCCUUCGAGGAAUUCCUGGUCCAGUUGGUGAACAAGGUCUCCCAGGGUCCCCUGGCCCAGACGGUCCUCCAGGCCCAAUGGGCCCACCUGGUUUGCCUGGUCUUAAAGGAGACUCUGGUCCCAAGGGUGAGAAGGGUCAUCCAGGCUUAAUUGGUCUUAUUGGACCGCCAGGCGAGCAGGGAGAGAAGGGUGACAGAGGUCUCCCAGGACCCCAGGGCUCAGCCGGCCCCAAAGGAGAGCAGGGUAUCACAGGGCCUUCUGGACCCAUUGGACCCCCAGGCCCACCAGGAUUACCGGGUCCACCUGGUCCCAAAGGUGCUAAAGGAUCAUCAGGUCCAACGGGUCCAAAGGGUGAAUCUGGUCUACCUGGGCCCCCAGGACCUCCUGGUCCUCCUGGAGAAGUCAUCCAGCCCCUGCCCAUCCAGGCAUCCAAGAGGACCAGGCGAAACAUCGAUGCCAGCCAGCUGGUGGACGACGGCAAUGCGGACAACUAUAUGGACUAUGCAGAUGGCAUGGAGGAAAUUUUUGGCUCACUGAAUUCCUUGAAACUGGAAAUCGAGCAAAUGAAGCAUCCUUUGGGCACUCAACACAACCCAGCUCGCACCUGCAAGGACCUGCAGCUCUGUCACCCUGAUUUCCCAGACGGUGAAUACUGGGUUGAUCCUAACCAAGGAUGCUCUCGGGACUCUUUCAAAGUUUACUGUAAUUUCACAGCUGGUGGAGAGACUUGCAUCUUCCCUGACAAGAAAUCAGAAGGAGCUAGRAUUACUUCUUGGCCCAAGGAAAACCCAGGCUCCUGGUUCAGUGAAUUCAAGCGCGGUAAACUGCUCUCCUACGUGGAUGCGGACGGGAACCCCAUCGGCGUGGUGCAGAUGACCUUCCUGCGGCUGCUGAGCGCCUCGGCCCGCCAGAACAUCACCUACAACUGCUACCAGUCCGUGGCGUGGCACGACGCCACCACCGACAGCUACGACAAGGCCAUCCGCUUCCUGGGCUCCAACGACGAGGAGAUGUCCUACGACAACAACCCCUACAUCCGAGCCGCCCUCGACGGCUGCGCGGCAAAGAAGGGCUAUCAGAAGACUAUCCUGGAGAUCAACACGCCCAAGGUAGAGCAAGUCCCUGUAGUCGACAUCAUGUUCAAUGACUUCGGAGAAGCCUCACAGAAAUUUGGAUUCGAGGUGGGACCAGCUUGCUUCUUGGGCUAAGAGCCACCUGAAAACUAGUCUCCAAAUGAGCAACCUCGUAACCUCAUUGCGCCAUUUAACGAAUUAAAAAAAUCAAAAAAAAAAGAAAAAAAGAAAAUCCCUUGUCACAUGCACGUUCUGAAACUGGACAGUGAUGGGUUGUUGGUUUUUUUUUUUUUUUUCUUCCCCGUUUUGUUCCUCGUUUUUUCCCGAAUUCUCCCACGUUGCCGGGAUCACCGACCRAGAGCCGCAUCCCCGCUCCGGGCGCAGAAUCGCACGACCCUCCGUGGGGAAUCCGCAAGCACAAGCAGAGCUAGGACUUUCUCUUGCCGUGCCGUGACGCCCAGCGCUUGUCUCUAGGUUAUUUUCUCCGUUGGCUUGCUUUAUUCCUAAGGGAAAAAAAAAUAUAUGGAAAAACUUGAAACUCCUGCGUUCAACUUGAUGUUGAAGUCCCGACUAACCCGAGCCCUGCCGCGGGGCAGCACAGCCGGCUCGUUGACUUCCAUGAGAUCUGGAUGCAAGCAGAAGUAAUGACCAUCUCCAGAGUUUCCAGUGCCUCCAUUGAACCAUCUAUUAUUACUUUUUUUAAUCAAAAAUUAACCCGAUAAAUUUGACAGCAAAAACAACGACGAAAAAAUCACACUGGGCAUCUCCUUCCCGGGUGUUAAAGGUGCUUAUAUUUUUGUAUGUUUGUAAGUAAAUAUAUGUAUUUUAUAUUAUUUUAAAUGUUUAAACGUCUCCAGCUUCAAAACAUGCAUGUGACCCUGUCCGUAUUGUUGCUCACCUCCCAACCACGYGGCCCCCUCAAAAUGCCAUCGUUGGUCCCCGUUGUCCCCCCGUGCCUCAGGCCAGCAGGGACAGGGGGUGCUCGGGGGCUGCGCUCAAGCCUAAGCCUAAGCCUAAGCCGAGGUGCCAGCCAAGCAACCCCAGAGCCACCGGUGCCUUCUGGAGCCGUUUGCUCCAAAGCAAUAAUAGUAAAAGCCCCUUUUUUAACAAAAUUUCUACCAAACCCUGAUUCAAAACCAGGAUGCAGUUGAAAUAGCUUUUUUUUACUCGCUUGUUUGCCUUUAGCUAUGUGGUUUAAAUUAAUUUUUUCCUGCCUUUUUCUCCCCCUACUUCAAAAAUUCUGCUAAAAUGAAGACAUAAAUCCAUUCCUGGCGGCAGAUUGGCCUGGCAGGGGAGAUCCAUUGGUCCUCUCUUCAUAUAAUAUGUAAAAAAAAGAAAAGAAAGACGAAAGAAAAGGUGCUCUCUGUUUUUACAUUUCUCUUUGUGGUGCUAUCUAUUUGAAUAUCUUUAAUGCAACAGUGGUGGUUCCCUGCCAGUGGCCAGCCUCCCGCAUCCUUCAUUUCCCAUGCAGAGUGCAUGCCUCUCUGGUUAGAAAUUCAUGCCGCCUUCCUCCGUGUUAUGUAGGAAACCUGCUUUUUUCUCCAUUGUAUUGUGGUUUCUUAUGUGGCCCAUAUAGAAAGUAAUUAAAUGUGCUGUUUUCUUCUUUUUUUUAUUUUUUUCCAAGAAUAUUCAUGCAUUUUAUGCAGCAGUAACCAGGCCAGCCUGUACUCGGUCGCUCCGUGUUCGUGGUGCUAAUUUAUGUAUUUGUUCCCGUAUGGAGGUGAGAGGAUGCAGCUCCCACAGUGUGCAAUUUUCCUUGUCUUCCCAUGAACGCCUUUUUCUCCCAUGUGGCAUUUU